AAGAGGAAGGGAUGAGAGUAUCGAUUCAAAUGGACAGAGCAAAUUAAAGGCAGCCCCAAUUUGAGCCAUUUUCUUUUAUUCCUAUGAGCUUUUGGAAAAGAAAAAAAAACCAAACCUCAUAAUAAGAAUAAAUACACACACAAUGCUCCAUGCAGAAACAGCAAAAGGGAACCCCAUAACUUGCUAUAUAUUAUACAUUUAUACAACCAAACCCUUCAGCCAUAUCGACCAUCGUCAUGUUCGGGCGACGAUUUCAUCGAAAACGAUCCUCCAAUGCCAUGUCGAUUGUCGAGCUUCUAGUGCACAUGGACUGCAAUGGAUGCGAGGAUCGGGUUCGAAGAGCGAUCUCUAAGAUAGAAGGAGUAGAUAGCUUGGAAAUAGACAUGGACAAACAGAAGGUGACUGUAACUGGAUAUGUAGAAGAACGAAAAGUACUAAAGAAGGUGAGAGGAACGGGGCGAAAAGCCGAGCUAUGGCCGUUCCCUUACGACAGUGAAUACUAUCCAUACGCGUCGCAAUACUACGACGAAUCGACGUAUGCGUCGACGUAUAAUUAUUACAGGCAUGGUUUUAAUGAAGGCGUCCAUGGAUACUUCCCAGAUCCUUUAUAUUCAACUGUUAGUGAUAACACUGUUCAUCUUUUUAGUGAAGAUAAUGUCCAUGCUUAUUGUAGUGUUAUGUGAUCCAUUAUUCCAUAUAAUCCCUAUGUGAGCUUCAUAAACGAACGAAUAUGUGGAGCGUAGGAUUUGAAAUGUCGUGAAUAUGCAUUAUACAUACAAAUCAGUUGAACUAUGCUCGUGUUGAUAGAUACUUACGUUAUUCAACAAUGAAAACGAGUUAAAUCUAUAAUGUCGGGUCCCGUCUCUCUUUAUUUA
Molecule: messenger RNA, 875 nt
Organism: Cucurbita pepo subsp. pepo (vegetable marrow)
Lineage: Eukaryota; Viridiplantae; Streptophyta; Magnoliopsida; Cucurbitales; Cucurbitaceae
Product: heavy metal-associated isoprenylated plant protein 45-like
Molecular function (GO): metal ion binding
Source: RefSeq, a predicted model, not a curated record